Molecule: messenger RNA, 240 nt
Organism: Lasiosphaeria miniovina
Lineage: Eukaryota; Fungi; Ascomycota; Sordariomycetes; Sordariales; Lasiosphaeriaceae
Exons: 1
Source: RefSeq, a predicted model, not a curated record
GUGGUUGUCAUCACGGGCGCCAACGCCGGCCUCGGCUACCAGGUCGUUCGCGCCCUCUGCGCUGCCCACGAGCCGGGCGACAUUAUCCUGAGCGGCCAGUCGCUAGAGAGGGCACAGAGUGCCGCCGCCGACGUCCUCGCCGAGUUCUCUUCCACGCCUCAACGGGUCUGGCCGUUGCGUCUCGACAUUACAGACGACGCCAGCAUCGAGGCCGCCUUUGCCCAGGUGCAGUCCCAGUUC